AUGGGGCUACUCAAACACCUUAACGUUCUAUACUGCCAUGGACUCGGAUCUUCAAUAAAUUGCCGUCAUGCUACUCAACUUCAAACAUUCUUCGAACAACAAAACGACGUUUACUUUGAAAAGAUCACUGGACCAUGUAUGGAAUGUGAACGAGUGGCGACGGGAUAUCGAAGAAAGAAUUAUUUACUAACACUAAAACAAUGCGAAGCUGAUCUCCAAAAACAUUUCGUUUUAGAUGCUAACAAUGAAAAAUGGAUUUUGAUGGCCACCAGCGGAGCAUGCCAUCCAGCUCUAAAUAUUGCCAAGCAGCACAAAGAGAAGGUUUCGGGACUAUUCCUGAUGUGUCCUGGUACAGGUUUGGAUAUGAGUUUUGUGGAUACGAUUCAACCAGGAGCAUUGAAGUAUCUUAUGAAGACCGGAUCCAUCAAGUAUCCUCCAUCAAAACACGGACAUCCGGCUCUUUUGAACAUUGAGUGUCUUCAGGAUUUCUUGAAAACAAGCAUUUGUAACAGCCCGGAGAAGACUAUUGACAUCACUUGUCCAGUAUUAAUUGUUCACGGAGAAGAUGAUAAUAUUGUUCCUAUUGAAAACUCGAACAAGCUGAUGCAACGUAUUGCCUCAACGUGCAAGGAUUUCUAUAGGAUUCCUGGUGUUGAUCAUUAUUUCGAUUUGGAUGAACAAGUACUGAAACGACUUGAAAAGCUGAUGGAUACGAUUAGAGAUAACCAGCAACCACAGAACAUUAGAGCAAAAAUUUGA
This is a messenger RNA of Caenorhabditis briggsae, 759 nucleotides long. Gene Ontology annotation, molecular function: palmitoyl-(protein) hydrolase activity. Gene Ontology annotation, biological process: protein depalmitoylation. The record is from RefSeq and is a predicted model, not a curated record. Gene Ontology annotation, cellular component: plasma membrane; endosome membrane. The transcript has 5 exons. The coding region runs from base 1 to 759 and encodes 252 amino acids. Lineage: Eukaryota; Metazoa; Nematoda; Chromadorea; Rhabditida; Rhabditidae.